GUACCCGAGAGCUGCGCGGACACAUUAGACUCCCGGGGCAGUCCAUUGCAUCAUCCUAAUUGGCUCUCCUUCUGAGGAACGAGACCGGUCCACUGCGUCUGGAGUGUAAUUUUUAUUGAAUGCAACAGUCCUGGCCAAAACUGUGUGUCUGUUAGCGAAAGGAUCAGGGGGCUCGGACUGCUGGUCCGUUAAAUUCAUAAAGAGCGCUUGCGGCCAGGCAGCGGGCGGAAAAUUUCAUUUGGCCUGAAAAGAUUCUACUUCGCAGCUGCUUUUGAUAUUGGUAGCAGCAGGCCCAGGAUGGACGGGCCGGUGGAUUAUCGAGACAAAGGUGAUGGCCUUCCGAAGGGGCUUGACCAAGACAGUGGCAUUGGCAGUGGAUACGACAAGGUGAAGAAUGAGAAACGUUGUUGGAAACGACGGAGCAGUUUGGAAAAGAAGUUAAUCGUAUUCAUCACAUUGGCAGCCUUUCUCAUACUCGUACUUAUCAUUGCAGUUAUAGUUAUAGCAUCAACAACAAACAGGCAAGGUGAUAUUUGUUAUUCAGAGGGGUGUAUAAAUGCAGCGUCAAGAAUUAUCAACGGUAUCGAUCGAGAUGUAUCACCAUGCGACAACUUUUUUAAAUUCGCGUGCGGCCAGUGGAAUCGGAAUCACCGAAUACCUAGCGAAGAUUCCCGAACGACCAGCUUCGGUGUUCUUCGGAAAGAGGUGAGAGCGAUUGUUCGAGCGUCGUUGGAGGAACCCGUUUACGCAACAGAUCCAUUGGCGGUUGCGAAGGCAAAAGAUCUUUACAAAGAAUGCCUGAAUGGAACCCAAACGGAAGCCCGUGGAAUAGCACCUCUGAUGGAUCACCUUUCCUACUUUGGUGGUUGGCCCGUUAUCAACAAAACCUGGCGCGAGGAGGAUUUUGACUUGGUGGACCUGAUGAUCAAGUCAAGGACACAAGGCGUUGAUACCCUCUUCUGGACGCGGGUCAAACUUGAUGAAAAGCAGUCCGACUCUCACAUAAACACGAUAGGGGAGGCUGGCCUUGGCAUGCCAAGCCGAGAUUACUACCUCAAUGGAAGAGACGACGCUUCUUUAAAGUCAUAUGAGAAGUAUGCCACCGCCAUGGCAAUCUUGCUCGGGGCAGAUCCAAGUCAAGCGAAUGAGGAGAUCGAGAAAAUGGUGGACUUGGAGAUUGAAUUAGCAAAGAUUAAAACCCGACAGGAAGACGAGAGGGACUUGGAGAAAAUGUACAAUAAAAUGACAGUGAAAGAGCUCAGAGAAAAAUACUCAGAGUUUGAUUGGGGAAGAUACAUGACGGGAGUAUUCGCGUUUGCAAACAUCACCUCGAAUGACACAGACCUCGUUAUAGUUAGGAAACCAGCAUAUCUCACAGCUAUGUUCAAAUUGAUAAACUAUACACCUAAAAGAACUGUGGCAAAUUACAUUGUUUGGAGGCGAGUAAAGGGAAAUAUGGACCGACUGCCGAAAGAAUACAAGAAGCCAUUAAGUGCUUACAAGAAGGAAAUUACUGGUUCUAGCGGAGAAAGGGCACGGUGGGAGGUUUGCGCCGGUUACACCGAAAAGUACCUGGGUGGUGCUGUUGGCCGGAUAUUCGUCCAGAAGAAAUUUGAUGAGAAGGCAAAAGGCCUUGCAGAAGAAAUGAUAGAAAACAUCCGAGCGGCAUUCAACGAAUUUCUUGAUGAAAAUGAUUGGAUGGACGACGUCACUAAAAAGGCCGCGAAGGAAAAGGCAGCUGUCCUGUUGCCAAGGGUAGCCUACCCUGAUUUCAUUAUGAAUGAUACGGCUCUGGAUGAAAAAUACGAAGAUAUAGUGGUGAUCACCAACAAAUAUUUCGAAACAAAUAUCGCUAUCAAGAGUGUGUAUGCAAAGAAUAACAUAGCAGAGAUACAGGAAAAGGUGGACAAAUCAGAAUGGCCUUUUGUUCAUCCAUCAGCAGUGAAUGCAUAUUAUUUUCCAAACUCAAAUCAGAUAAUGUUUCCGGCUGGUAUCCUCCAGCCACCAUAUUUUCAUCUAGAAUAUCCCAAAUACCUCAACUACGGUGGCGUGGGUUUAAUGAUGGGACAUGAAAUAACUCAUGGAUUUGACGAUGAAGGUCGUCAAACAGAUAAAGAUGGUAAUUUGGUUCCCUGGUGGACACCUUCGGCGGUUGAGAACUUCAAGAAGAAAGCCCAAUGCAUCAUUGAUCAGUAUUCUAGUUAUAAAGUAGAGGAGGUUAAUAUGACGCUUAAUGGCAUCAACACCCAGGGGGAGAAUAUCGCAGACAAUGGCGGUCUAAUGGAGGCUUUCAGGGCAUACAGAAAUUACGUGUCCUCGAGGGGUAGCGAGGAACCAAGAUUACCCGGUGUCGACCUCUCAGGGAAUCAAUUAUUUUUCGUCAACUUCGCCCAGAUAAGAUGCAGCAAAGAACGUCCGGAAUCCUUCUUGAUGGCUAUAACAAACUGGCGACAUAGUCCUAAUAGAUACCGCGUUAUUGGUACGGUAUCCAACAUGCCUGAAUUUGCCGCAGCAUUUAACUGCCCGGUUGGCUCACCAAUGAACCCAGAGAAGAAGUGUCGAGUGUGGUGAGAUGAAAACGCCACUUCGAGAAAGAAUAUUUCAGACUUCGCCAGGCGGUCACCAACCAGCUCAACUCGUACCGUACUGUACGUAAUGAACAAGGAUGUACUGAUACCAACAAGCCCUCGGUACAGACGUUAGAAGAUACACGCAUUCGCCACUUUCCUCAAGCGGAAAUUAUGUAGGACUUGCUGUCAGUGACAGGUUUUGACCAAUCAAAACCGCGUAUGAGAUAAUGGCCGUGAUGUCUGUGCCGAACAAGCAUGACAGCUCUCUUUUAAUUGGUCUAUACCUGUCAAAAAGUCCCACAUUGUUGCUUGAGGAAAGCGGCGAAUUGGACUUUUAUCACUCUAAUUUGACUGUGCAUCUCGCCAGUUGACAGAAGAGAUGUAUACGUAGCUAGAUUAGCCCAUUUCAAAGUCAGUUUUACCAAUUACAGUGCCUUCUUCAAGCAGUUGAUGGGUGUUUUAAUUUUUUAAUUUCCAUGACAAUUUUUUCAACUGUUCAUCGAAACGGGACGUUGGUACAUGUUAUGUACAUGUAAUAUAAUGUAUAAACAGCACAAAGUGUCCAUAGGCUGAGCGUGCAUAUACAGUACAUGUACGACAGUACAAUAUGCAAAGCAUAUAUCUUUGCCGAUCUUUUAAAUUUCAAUUUGAUUCUCAAAUAAGAGAGUGAUCCCAUGCAUCGGAAAUGAUUGAAUGGAUUAAUAAUGUUAUUGUUAAGACAUGAUAGACACCACAAAAACAGGACAUGUAUAGAUUAAUAAUUGAAUCAUGAGAAAGCUUAAAAGGUUUCUCAUUAAUAGAAUCGUUCAAAGCAUUGUCCACACAUGGUUUUUUUAUAUUGGUCAGUAUAAGGGAUGGCGGGGGUUGUCCGAAAUAAACAUUAACAAAAUAAGGAA
Messenger RNA from Lineus longissimus, 3466 nucleotides. Its product is annotated as neprilysin-1-like. Bases 298 to 2571 code for a protein of 757 amino acids. Gene Ontology annotation, biological process: protein processing. Lineage: Eukaryota; Metazoa; Nemertea; Pilidiophora; Heteronemertea; Lineidae. Gene Ontology annotation, cellular component: plasma membrane. The transcript has 21 exons. The record is from RefSeq and is a predicted model, not a curated record. Gene Ontology annotation, molecular function: metalloendopeptidase activity.